GCCAAGCUUUCCCUCCGAACUCCAAAUCGUUCGAGAUCUACUUUUCUUCCAUCCAAAUUUUCCUCCGAUAAGUUUCCGGUACUAAUUUCAAGCUCCCUUCUUCAGAUGUCCUCGCAAUAUCCGCCUCCGACCACCGCCUUCCUCACCGGCGCCUCUCGCUCUUCCUCAUUCACGCGUCGCCCAUGGCGCGAGUUCCUCUCCGUCUCCUCCUUCGCCCGCCCCUACUCCUGCGGCGAGGCCACCGUCCGUAUAAAGCGGAACCUCUACUACUUCCGCGUCAAUUACGCCAUGAUUCUCCUAGUAAUUCUCUUCCUCAGCCUCCUCUGGCAUCCCGUAUCCAUGAUUGUCUUCUUGGUCAUCUUCGUCGCUUGGUUCUUCCUCUACUUCGGUCGCGACGAGCCGUUGGAGGUUUUUAACCGCACAAUCAACGACCGCCUGGUGCUGGGAGUUCUUGGCGUUAUUACCAUCGUGGCCUUGGUUUUGACGGGUGUGUGGCUGAAUGUGUUGGUCUCGAUUCUGAUUGGGGCUUUUCUCGUAGGACUGCACGCUGCAUUUAGAGGAACUGAUGAUUUGUACCACGACGAAACAGAGGCCGGCGAGGGUGGAUUGUUUUCAGUAGUGGGAAGCCGCAUGACCAGAGCUGGAUACGGCCGCGUUUCUUCAAUAGAAGUCUAAAUUGAAAACGGUUAGUGGGUUUAGAUAAGUUUUAAAGAAGAAUAGAUUCAUUGCUUGUUAUAUGAUGCUUCGUUUUGUUAGCCUACAAUCUAUAUUACGUAUGGAAUAUUUUUGUAAAUCUUGUAGUGACUGAAUUGAAUAGUUUUCCCAAUAUUGAUACAGUAGAUGAAUUCAAGUGUGUUUAGUGUUUUCUGAAGCUUUUUGGAUUUGAAGAACCCUUUAAAGUUUAAACUCCAUUUUGGUACAAAGGUUUGUUAAUAUAAUGUUGCAAAUUUGUGGGUGUCCCAAUUCCCAAUUCUGUAAUUUUUUGAAGCAUAAAGAUUUCCAUUGAGCAAAAAGAGUAAUGUCCUUUUUAGUGUUUUUAUCAUCCAAUGUGCUGUUGCCUUGCCUGUGAGAUGUAAAGAGGAAUUGUUGUUGUCAGUUGUUGGUUGUCACUGCUCCCAUGGAAGGCCUAAUAUAAGCUGGCAUUCCACAUUUGUCAUGGGCAAAUGGGCUCCCUCCUAAAGUUCCUUUUUCUUCUUCCUUUGAAUUUAUUAAAAACCUUCCUAAAGG
This is a messenger RNA of Rubroshorea leprosula, 1227 nucleotides long. Lineage: Eukaryota; Viridiplantae; Streptophyta; Magnoliopsida; Malvales; Dipterocarpaceae. The record is from the annotation of a GenBank genome assembly.